Molecule: messenger RNA, 873 nt
Organism: Jatropha curcas
Lineage: Eukaryota; Viridiplantae; Streptophyta; Magnoliopsida; Malpighiales; Euphorbiaceae
Product: epi-neemfruitin B 7-O-acetyltransferse L7AT
Source: RefSeq, a predicted model, not a curated record
AUGGAAUCACUUAACCAGUUCCUUCCUUGCGAACCCUUUUGCCAACAAUCAGACCCAACACUAGCACAACUAGCUGUGCAAGUAAAUAUAUUUGACUCUGGUGGAAUUGCAAUUGGAAUGGGCUUUUCACACAAAAUUAAUGAUGGAAUUACAGGAAGUUCUUUUAUCAAAAGCUGGGCAGCCAAUUCAAGAGGCUCUUAUAACAACGUUAUAAAUGCUAAUUUAUCCGAUGCAUCAUUGUCCUUUCCUUCACAAGAAUCAUUGCCUCCCAAAUAUACAUCCUUAAUGGAAAGUCUCUGGUUUGGUCCACGCAAGUUCAGUACCGGAAGGUUCGUGUUCGGUGCAAAUGCAAUAGCUAUCCUAACAAAUAAAGGAAGAAGUGAGCUCAUAUGGAACCCAACUCGAGUUGAAGCACCUGGUGCUUUUAUAUGGAGAUGUGCAAUGAAAGCUUGUACAAGAGUAUCAGGUACCUUAAAACCAUCUGUUAUGUCUCAAGCUGUGAAUAUAAGGAGACUAACAAAGCGUCGCCUGUCGCGAUAUUCCAUUGGAAAUCUUGUUUGGUCUGCAAUUGCUAGCUAUAAACCAAAUAAGGCGGAGAUGGGGAUUCAAGAAUUUGUGGCUCUAGUAAGAGGCGGUGUGGCAAGAAUCAAUAGUGACUACCUAAAGACAAUGUCAGGCAAUGAAGGGUCCAUAGCCAUUUUUGAGCACCUAAAUGGACUAGCAGAGAUUGCAAGUGAAAACCCAGAUGUAUUUAGCUUCUUCAGUUGGCAUACAUUUGAUUUCAGUGAUAUUGAUAUUGGAUGGGAAGGUCUAUUUGGGUUGGCAUUUUUGGAGAGGCUGGUAAAAACAGUGCCUGUGACUCCAAUUUCAUAA